Sparassis crispa is the source of this 1041-nucleotide messenger RNA. RefSeq names its product Versiconal hemiacetal acetate reductase. NCBI's taxonomy places the organism in Eukaryota, Fungi, Basidiomycota, Agaricomycetes, Polyporales, Sparassidaceae. The transcript has 12 exons. Bases 1 to 1041 code for a protein of 346 amino acids. The record is from RefSeq and is a predicted model, not a curated record.
AUGGUAGCUCAGGCUGGCAGGAAUGGGUUCUCGAUGAAGAGGAGGCUAUCAGACACAUCAAGUUUGCGUAAGUGGUGCUACGCUCUUGUUAGAAGGAACUUACGCGCUACUAAAUACGAGCACGGUAUUCAAACGUUCGACACUGCUGACAUGUACUCCAACGGCUUGUCGGAGGUCAUCCUAGGCAAGGCGAUCAAGCAGCUUAACCUUCCCCGCGAGGAGAUUGUUGUGAUGACGAAGCUUUUCAUGCCCUUUACACCCGGUAAAUGGGGCACCAACAUCUUCAGUUCUGGACAGAGCGCGGACGAAAUCGGCCUAGUCAACCAACACGGACUCAGCCGCAAGCAUAUUUUCGAUGCGGUUAAGGCCAGCUUGGAACGUCUGCAGCUCGACUACAUUGACCUCUAUCAAUGCCACCGGUUCGACUACGAAACUCCCAUCGAGGAGACGAUGCAAGCAUUACACGACGUUGUCAAAGCCGGAUACGUGCGCUACAUCGGCAUGAGUUCUUGCCACGCCUUCCAAUUCCACGCUAUGCAGAACUACGCCAUCAGAAACAAGCUCACUCCGUUCGUCGCCAUGCAGAACCAUUACAGCCUAAUGUACCGCGAAGAGGAGCGCGAGAUGUUCCCUACUCUGAAGAUGUUCGGUGUAGGGUCCAUCCCUUUCUCGCCUCUGGGGCGUGGAGUGCUUGCCCGGCCGUUGACCGAAAACUCUAAGCGCGGAGAGACAGACCCCUUCCAGAAGAUUUACAAAGGUGUUGGUACCCCGGAAAUUGUGAAGCGUGUCGAGGAGGUUGCCAAGAAGAAGGGCAUCAGCAUGGCGCAAGUCGCGAUUGCCUGGUGCCUGGCCAAAGAUGGCGUGAGUGCUCCUAUUGUCGGAACCACGAGCCUCGACAAUCUGAAGGAUAUCAUCGGUGGAGUGCACGUAACACUUGGGGAAGAUGAGAUAAAGUACCUGGAGGAGCCGUAUAUCCCGCAGAACAUUGUCGGUCAUGCGCAGGUAGUCAAGCGCGGUGUCAAUAUUCAGAUACGGCCCUAA